Molecule: messenger RNA, 2430 nt
Organism: Botrytis sinoallii
Lineage: Eukaryota; Fungi; Ascomycota; Leotiomycetes; Helotiales; Sclerotiniaceae
Exons: 2
Coding region: 1-2430 (809 amino acids)
Biological process (GO): endonucleolytic cleavage of tricistronic rRNA transcript (SSU-rRNA, 5.8S rRNA, LSU-rRNA); maturation of SSU-rRNA from tricistronic rRNA transcript (SSU-rRNA, 5.8S rRNA, LSU-rRNA); ribosome biogenesis
Cellular component (GO): preribosome, small subunit precursor; nucleus
Molecular function (GO): U3 snoRNA binding; GTPase activity; GTP binding
Source: RefSeq, a predicted model, not a curated record
AUGGCUCCAGCACCUACUGGACAGCACUCCCAUCGGAGUACAACAAAAACGACCCAUAAAGCUUUUAAGUCAAGAAAGGCUUCUAAAGGUGCAUUGAAGGAAUUGUCGAAAGGCAAGAUCCAAGAUUUGAGUCACCGAAAAUCUCCUCACCAACAACUUAUGUCGAAAUUUGAUCGUCGUAAUCAAGCCCGUCAAAAGCAGAAUACAAAACAUAAGGAACAUCAGAGGGACUUGAAUGUUUUCCAAGGACGUGAUGGUGCACCAAGAAUUGUAGCUCUCGUACCACUAUGCGACGAUGCAAAUGCUGCAGCUGCAGUUCGAAGUUUGACCGGAAGUCUGGACGUUGAGAUUGAUGUGCCCGAAGAAGGAAUUGUGCGUGCCGAUAUCGACAGAUUCAAGCAGAAGGUUCAAUAUAUUAUCACCAAGAAAGAGUUGUUCAGCUGCAUGAAUGCCAGUAGAGUGGCGGACUUUGUAGUCUUUAUUUUGUCGCCGGAACAGGAAGUCGAUGAGUUAGGUGAACUUAUCAUCCGCAGUGUGGAAAGCCAAGGAUUGUCGACUACUUUGACUGUUGUACAAGGACUUGACAAGAUUGAGCCACCCAAACGAAGACCUGGAAUUCUUUCAUCGCUCAAAUCAUACGUUCAGCACUUCCACCCUGACCAAGAAAAAGUACACAACCUAGACUCAAGACAAGAAUGCGCCAAUUUGAUGAGAUCAUUAUGCACACUAGGCCCGAAAGGAAUUCGAUGGAGGGAAGAAAGAAGUUGGAUGCUUGUUGAUGAAGUUCAAUGGCCAACAAACGAGCAGGAGAAUGUCGUACUGACUGGUUUUGUCAGAGGCAAGGGAUUGAAGGCGGAUAGAUUAAUCUCAGUUGGAGACUGGGGCGAUUUCCAGAUUGAGAAGAUCACAGCUGCGCCAUUGGCUUCUAAAAAGAGGCGAACCGAUGAAAUGGCUACAGAUGAUUCUAACGAUGAGACCAUUCUUGAAACACCCGGUGAAGAUCAGGAUGAUCUCGCGGAACUUGCGCCUGAAGGAAUUAUGAUGGAGGACGAUGAGGAUGCCGCCAUGUCCGUUGCCCCAACAGAGAAACGAGGUGUACUUCUUGAUGAUCACCACUACUUCUCUGACGAUGAGACGCAUUUGCCUGCUGCUCCAAAACGACUUCCUAAAGGUACAUCCAACUAUCAAUCAGCAUGGUUUCUCGGAGACCAUUUCUCCGAUUCAGGCUCCGAUAUGGAAGAUUUUGAUGACGAAGAAAUGACAAUGGACACACCUGCUCUUCCUCAAGAUGGAGCUGAAGGUCUUGCACCAAGAGAGCCUACAGAAGCUGCUCCAUCAGAAUAUCCACAAUCAGAGAUGUUUUUGGAUCCCAAUCCAGAUGAUGAAGCGGAGGCAGAGCAACUAGCUGCUUUCAGAAGACGUAAAACCGACGAGGCAGAAGAAGACCGGGAAUUCCCAGAUGAGAUUGAGCUUCACCCAAAUGUUUUAGCACGUGAGCGUCUUGCAAAAUUCCGUGGUCUAAAGAGUCUGCGCACCAGUCCUUGGGAGGAAGCUGAAGACAGGGCAUAUGAACCAGAAGAUUGGAGACGCCUACUCCAAGUACCCGACUACAAAUCAUCUCGUAGCCAAGUCACUCGUGAGGCAUUAGUCGGUGGAGUGGCUGCAGGAACUAGAGUUCAUAUUCACCUUCGUAACGUACCUAGUUCGUUACAAUCAACAUAUAAUGCUUCUCAACCUCUGAGUGCAUUCUCUCUUCUCCGCCACGAACACAAGAAGGCUGUCUUGAACAUCAAUUUCACCCUCAGCUCUGAUUAUCCUUCUCCUGUCAAAUCAAAGAGCGAGAUGAUUGUGCAAUGCGGACCUCGCCGCUUCGUUGUCAACCCACUUUUCUCUCAAGGUGGCAACACCCCCAAUGACGUUCACAAAUUCGAUCGUUUCCUCCAUCCCGGUCAAUCAACCGUCGCCUCCUUCAUUGGACCUCUAUCGUGGGGUUCUAUUCCAACUUUGUUCUUCCAAAAACCUUCCGAAUCCGCGCCAUCUUCCGCGCCUCUCCUUUUGAUCGGUACUGGUACAUCACUACCACCAUCUACUUCUCGAAUUAUUGCCAAGCGUAUCAUUUUGACUGGUCACCCUUACAAAAUUCACAAGAGACUCGUUACUAUCCGUUACAUGUUCUUCAAUCGCGAAGAUGUGGAAUGGUUCAAGGCACUCCAAUUAUGGACUAAGAGAGGAAGAAGUGGUUUCAUCAAGGAGAGCUUGGGUACCCAUGGAUACUUCAAGGCGACAUUUGAUGGUAAGAUUAAUCCUCAAGAUGCCGUGGGAGUUAGUCUGUACAAGAGAAUGUGGCCAAGAAACGCGAGGUCUUGGGAUCCAGUUUCUGAUGGACUUUUGGAAGAUUCGGCAGGAGACAAGGAUGUCGCCAUGGAAUAG